CAGAGAAAACCUCCAAUUAUGACCUGAAAUGGCAAAUUAUUAAGUUUAUUGUUAUGCAGUCUCAUUAUGUAGUAGUUAAAAUAGAGACAAUGAGCACAUUGUUUUUCAUGUUAAUGUUUUUACAGUAAACGUAACCACCUACACACUUAAGAAGAGAAGCUGUAACAUCCUGGGAAGUCAGGCUCAUUUUUCUGCUUCAUUCAAGAGAUGGAAAGUGCAUGAUUUUUAGCUAGAGCCCUGUAGAGAAAUAGUCUGUGGCAGAAGUCUGUGGUUUUCCAGGUUUAAUGAGCAUUCGUCAGUGACUGAAGUUCUUCCUUUCAUCCAAGCGUUUUGGAUCUGAACAUCAUUUCUACCUUGCAAGGCUUUUCUCCAUACGCCAAACUGGAUUUCUUACAGAUGAAGCAGCUGAAACGGAAAAGGAAAAGCAAUUAUAGUGUCAAAGAAACACAGACGUUAAUCAGAGAAAUUAGGAAACGUAAAGAUAUACUUUUUUCCAAGCAGCAGAACACUGCAAUUAAUGAGCUGAAAAGAAGGGCUUGGGAUGAGGUUGCUGAAUGUGUGAAUGCUCUUGGAGAAGGCGAGCUCCGUACUGCGGUGGAAGUGAAACGGAGAUAUCUAGACUGGCGAGCAUUGAUGAAACGAAAGCAGAUGAGGGCAGAUCUCUCCGAUAUCAAAAAUGAAUUCAAUCCUUCUUCACCAGAUAUUGAGAAUUCCCUUAGUGGUGACCAAAGUAUGGAUCUGAAUGGCUUCCCGAAGGAUUCUUCUUGUGAUUGGCAGGAUUUGGCUGAGUUUGGCGAGCCUAGCAGUCUACCUUCCUCUGGAAUCAAAGUUGAAGAAGAGCCUCAUAAUUAUAGGCUUGAAGGUGCAACAACUGGGGGAUCUGUAGAAGAAGAAGAUGAGAGCUUCCCUUCUAUCCUCCCUGAUAUUGACAGAGAAGGCAGGGUACCAGAGGUGUUUGCUCAUAUUGAUGAGUUUGGGAUUUUAAGUGCCACGAAAGCAGCAGCAAGGGAAGCCACUGCAGAUGGAACUAACAUUCUGAUUGCUUUGGAAAAGCAAAGGCUAGACCUGGAGAAGCAUCGUCUGAAUGUGGAGUCAGAAAGGCUGCAGGUGGAGAAAGAACGUCUGCAGAUUGAGAAAGAAAAGUUGCGCAGAAUCGACAUUGAACAUGAACGAUUACAGCUAGAGAAAGAGCGACUGCAAAUUGAGCGGGAGAGAUUAAGGCUGCUCAUGUUUCAGUCUGAGAGACCUGCACUAGAUUGUGAACAUGGGCAGAUAGAGAGAAAACCAUGGCAACCUGUUGAUUUGGAGACAGAAAAACUCAAACUUGAGAAAGAACGUUUGCAGCUGGAGAAAGAGCGGCUGCAGUUUUUUAAAUUUGAGUCAGGAAGACUUCAAAUUGAAAAAGAAAGGCUUCAAGUGGAAAAAGAACGCUUACAACUACAGAAGGAUGGCCAGCAACUAGCUCUUCACCAGUAGUAAUUUUUCUUUUUUAUUUAUGAUAACUUAGUCACCAAUCUUAGAAAUUCAAAGUGCUUUUAAUGUUUAUACUUGCGUGAAAAGUAUGAUUUUCAAAAAGUGCUAGUUAUUAUCAGAAUUUGUAUCAAAUCUUGCGUUAUCUAAUGUUCAACAUUCUUUUGUGAAGCUGUUGUGGAAUAUUUAAAUUGUUCAAUAUCCACUUCCUGGUGCAUAUAUACAUACUUUACAAACUUAUGAACUGAGAUAUAGUCAUAUAACACUUGUUGACUUUAUAUAAAAAAAAAAAAAAAAAGGAAAAUAUUACAUUCUGUGGUACACUUCUGCAGUGUUAUGGCCCUGUUGACCACUCACAAUUCUUUUUGAGACUUUCUCAGACAUGUAGACAUUUUUGGAAUAACGGUUAGUUAAUCUCAGAAUAUGCUUUUUGUUUAAAUCAGUCCAGUAUAUAAACGUACUGUACAUUACGCUUAUUUAAGGAUGUUCAGAGGAAAUGGUGGAAAAUUUGAAGAACAAAAUUGAAGAAUUUAUGCUUUAGGAAUAAAAUCUUUACAUCUGUGUCUUUCACUUAGUUCAUUCACAGCAAAAUGCUAAGGAGAUUCACAUAUAAUAUUUUGUAUUUGCCAUGCAGUAUAGUUGAGUAUAAGAUUACUCCAAAGUACAAUAAUUUAUUAAAUAUUGAGAGAUGGGUAUGCCUUGAAUCACACUGUUAUCUUAUUUUCAGGAUGCUGUAACUAUUGAGGUCUGUAAAUCUUAAACAUUUUCUUACACAUUGUAAAACCUUAAGUGGUUUGUCACGCGUUACAGCCUUUACUUAUAUUCUUAUAUUAGUAUCGUAACAUUAAUCAGCAAUGGUAAUGGAAUCCUCCCUAAGAACUAUAUGUUUGUACUGUAGAAAAGGCUUCAUUAAUAAUUCUUCAUAUGCAGUAUUCUUAUUUUUCAUUGUGUAAUGUGCCACAACACAACACCUGAAGUUUGAAACUGAACAAAGUGAAGGCAAUUUGUGUCAGCCAAAAUGAGCCACAUCAGAGUAAGUAACCUUAGACCUAGUAACAUCAAAUGCUUAUUCUGAAGAAGCAAAAAAAAUAUAUUGAUUUCAUUAUGAGGUUAUCUGAUGAGAUUACAUUAAAAGCUUAUUGAAAAUAUCAGCAACUGAUCUCUUAACAAUUCAGUUAGUAGCACUGUGAAAGUUUAGGCAAGGCCACUUGCCAAAUAAACAAAAUCUGUGCAUUAGGCAUUUCAGAGUCUUGAUAUUUUAGAAUGUGAUGAGGUGUCCUUGGUCUCUGUUUGUUCUUUUAAUGUAUAAUCCCUUUUUAACUGUAGUAUAUAUUUGUUAAACCUAAACAUAUUAAUUCAGUAAGCUUGUAACGGGUUGGAAAAUGACUGACACAUUUAAUUGAUUUCAGAUAUAGGUACAGUAUAUGUAUUAUUUCUGGCAGACGUUGCACAUUUUGAAAGGCAGUUUCAAUUGCUAAGGUCUAGUGCUUUCAGUUUCUUCUUGCCCAUGUCUGACACUAGCUAGAAAACAACUGCAGUUCGGUUUUGUCUUUGAAAUGAUAUAAAUCCAUGUACAGUGGAACCUCGGUUCACGACCAUAAUUCGUUCCAAAACUCUGGUCGUAACCCGAUUUGGUCGUGAACCGAAGUAAUUUCCCCCAUAGGAUUGCAUGUAAAUACAAUUAAUCUGUUCCAGACUAUACAAACUGUAUGUAAAUAUAUAUAUAUUUUUUAAAGUUUUUAAGCACAAAUAUAGUUAAUUAAACCAUAGAAUGCACAGCGUAAUAGUAAACUAAAUGUAAAAACAUUGAAUAACACUGAGAAAACCUUGAACAACAGAGAAAACUAAUACUGCAAUAGUUUGCGCUAUAGCGCUACCAACCGCUGGCUAAAAACACUUUUUUUUUUAAUGAGUUUUAAGCACAGGGAAAAAAAUGAACAUUUGAAAAAAUCCAUACUUUUCUUGGUGGUUUAUUAAAUUAACAUUGCAACAAUGCACACUACGAACCGAUCGCUGUAAACAGAAGUGAAAACAAAAUCAAGCCCAGUGCAUUCUUUAACUGCCUUCUCUACCUUAUGCGUCCAGCUGUCUCUCUCGCACUGCCUCUGUGUGUGUGUGUGUGUGUGUGUGUGUGUGUGUGUGUGUGUGUGUCUGUGUCUGUCUCUCUCUCUCUCUCUCUCAUGUGUGCACAGGGAGAGACUGAACAUGUACAAACCGAAAGGGAAACUGGCUUAUUCGUAUACUGAGUGUGUGGUUGUGAACAGAUGCAAAAGUUUGGCGAACGUUUUGGUCGUAAACCGAUUUGUACGUGUUCCGAGACGUUCGUGAACCAAGGUUCCACUGUAUACUGGAAUGGUAAAUGUAUUCUGGUGGAACAGACGGCAAAGAUAGAUAGAUAGAUAGAUAGAUACUUUAUUAAUCCCAAUGGGAAAUUCACAACAUGUAUAUUGUUGAUCGUGAAAAGCAUGAUGAUGGGCCAAUUCCCCUUAGUCCAGUUCACAUCCCAGAUAGAGCCAAGUGUGAAUGCUUUGGUCUCCUUCUCUUUUAUGUUGUUUAACUCAUCAAUGUAUGUCUCUUUGUCCCUCAGAAUCUGCUGAUAUUGCAUUUUUGUAUCUGAUUGACCAGGUUUGAAUCUUCCCCCUCCUUAGUUGUGGUUAACCGGAUAGUAGGGUCUGCAGUUCCUUUACCUGACUUUUGCUUUGGAUGAUACAGUAGGUACACAAGGUCUUAUACCGUCUCUGUUACAUGAUUUGUUUUUCUCUUUCAUGAAGAUACAGACGGUCUAGUCCCACAGGGCCAGAAGUGAUUGGGGUGAAAAUAAACAUGGGAACAACUUGCUAAAAAGUUUGUACGUAAUAGAGGCAAAAUCUAGUGCUGAAAAGGGUAUGCCCAGAGUUUUUUCCUAAAAAUUCACCCCAUUUCCCACCAAUUCAUACACUUUAAACGUUCAAAAUUGCAAUGUCCCAUUUCUUCUCAUGUAUCAGACAAAAGUAUAAAAUAACUAUGGAAAGAAAAGGAAAGAGAUGAACUGUGACAAUGAGAGAAAAAAAGUUAAAGUUGCUGUUAUCAAUUCAAGAGCUUUGUAACUGAAGCCUAAUAUGUUAAUUUAUGUAUCGUAUCAUUUUGACUAUUGCAUUACUACAUGGCAUUACAAUAGAAAGUUUAGUUUAGUUAAUCAUUUAGUUGUGUAGUAAGAAGGUGGAUGCAGUGUAGCCUCAUCCAUGGAUUGAUGUCACAGUCGUUAGGCACAUUUACACUUUCAGGUGUAUUGAGAAACAAAAUCGGCAUCUCCUGUGGCUCUUCUUUAUCAGUUCAGCAGUUCUUUUUGGUUUCUUUUUUUCCUGGUUUGUGAGAGCCCACAAUAUAGUUCAAUUGCAUAUUUUAGAAUUCAUUAGUGGGCGAGCGUAGCUGCCAAUUCUUUCAAACUCACAUUGACUCCAAUUUCAUCAUCAUAAAUGAGUGACAAAAGAGUAUAUAGAACUGGCAAAAAUGCAUUGUUUACUUUUAACAUUAGCUUAGCGAUGUCUUCGAAUGCCAAAGUAUAUCUGGUUUUUCCCUUGCGACUUGUGAUGUUUAUUUUUAACACGUGUAAUGUGUUCUUUGAACUUAUGAUACACAUAUGUUUUUCGAAGACCUUUCAAAAGGUUUGUAUGUUUUAACCACAGGUUUGCUGUUGGUUGGGCCAGGUUAAGAAGAGCACCAGUGCCCUUUGCCAUUUAAAUUACUAAACAUUCUUUGAGCUCUGCAUUCAUGAGUCAUUGGAUCAGUUUAGAAGUUGCACAAUCAGUGUACAAUCCUAUUAUACAUAUAUAAUUUACCUACAUGCCUGGCACUGCGAAUGCAUUUACAAAGAUAUCUUAUGCCCCCAAAAGUUACAACAUGUUGUCAAAGAGCAUGUAGCCUGAUAUAGCAGUUUGUGCCUCUGUAUGAGUGAAUUUUGUUAGUUUCAUCAGAAAAAUCUGUGGAAUGCUACUUCAGUUAACAUAGUGCACAUCAGUAAGUGCAAGUAAUGCAAAUUAAAUCAUUAUAAAUAAGAAAAAUAAUUGUAUUGAUCUAUUUGUUUUAUUUAAUUAAAAUGUUAAUGUCAAGCAGUCAUACUAGACCUCAAUAGCCAAAUCAUUGUUUUUUAUAGUUCUGGGAUGAAAUUAGCUUCAGCCUGCUUGUUAUGAUAGUAAGACUGUUCAGACUAGGUAUUUGUUGUCUCUUGAUCUUCCUUACACAUGCUUUUCAGAUGGGAAAUUCAGUUUCUUUU
Erpetoichthys calabaricus (reedfish) is the source of this 5722-nucleotide messenger RNA. It is a transcript of the gene msantd4, whose product is annotated as Myb/SANT-like DNA-binding domain containing 4 with coiled-coils. NCBI's taxonomy places the organism in Eukaryota, Metazoa, Chordata, Cladistia, Polypteriformes, Polypteridae. The record is from RefSeq and is a predicted model, not a curated record. The coding region runs from base 397 to 1476 and encodes 359 amino acids. The transcript has 4 exons.